This is a messenger RNA of Pogonomyrmex barbatus (red harvester ant), 3977 nucleotides long. RefSeq names its product focadhesin. NCBI's taxonomy places the organism in Eukaryota, Metazoa, Arthropoda, Insecta, Hymenoptera, Formicidae. The record is from RefSeq and is a predicted model, not a curated record. Gene Ontology annotation, biological process: regulation of post-transcriptional gene silencing.
UCGAGAGAGAAUUGAUCAAUCGCAAUGAUCAAUUUAUCUAAUUCUUCAAAUAUUUGAUCAAUUUUUUCUUUGUACAAGAUCUUGGCCCGACUUCUAGCAUCCUGAGCACAAAGCUUUAGAACUGCAGAUGCUUUCGCACGUGGAAAUCACUGACGCUUUAAAUACGAAAUAUGAAAUUUUGCAAUUUUCAGGAUGAAAUAUAAUUUAUAAAAAGAUCCUAUAAUAGCAUACAUAGAACAUGGACGAAAUAGAUUAUAAAUUAAGAUCACAGAAUCCUACUUUGAUAUCAUACGCAAUAUCCAGAUUGAUUGAAAUAAUCAGAAAAAAGUUGAUAGAGGAAAAGGAUAUUUCAAAGAUAUCAGAAUUUAAAUUACUUUCAUCUAAAUGCAACAGUGAAGACUCUAUAGUUAGCACAUCUGCAUGUCAGGCAUUGGUCGUGCUUGCUGAAACUGGAUUAUGGGAUAUCAAAUCUGCAUUAGCAACAUUCAUGGCAUGUUUAUCUUCUUCAAAAAAUUAUCAAACAAUCACCAUAGCUCUGAGUCAACUAUUGAUAUUAGAUUGGAAGUCACGUGAUGAACAUAAUGAAUAUACUCUCGAAGUUCCUACACAGCAUCCUUUUAUUUCAAUCUUGAAUCAGGAGAAACUCAGUUGGAAAUCUGUAUUAAACCAAAUGAAGUUCAUUAUGAAUCAUCAUGACAAACAUAUUAUGCAGCAGAGUGUAAAACUACUGCGACCUGUAUUCAUGUACAUAUUGUGCAAUCCUUCUGUGGACUUAUGCGAGAGUUGCAGACAGGAGGCAUGGCAACUUGUGAUCAAAUCCAAUAACACCAUGGAUUUACAAACAGAAAUUUUGCUGUGGUUAUGCACUAAUCGAGCAGACACCUGCGUCGAUACAAAUUAUCGAAUUAUUGAACUCGCAGAUAUGGUGUUGCUGAGAAAAGAUACAGAGUUUUGUACGGCAUUAAUACCUUUGAUCGCAUCUUUAACGAUACAGCUUUUAGAAUAUGGCUAUGAACCAAUACAAAAUUUCCGCACGAUGUUAGAUCUCUUUGAAUGCUGUGAUAAUUAUAUAGGAAAUAUUACGCUAGUUUUAAUGGCAGAAAUAAUUUUAAUAUGUCCUGCAGCUUACUUGCUCAAUGCCUUCCAUAUAUGUACAGUUAUCGUAGACAAAAUGCCAUGCCAUAUUAUAUUAUUAAAUACAUUGGCUGCAUCUUUGUUAAAAUGGCUUGCUUAUCCGUCAUUAUUGUGCUCUGACGCAUUAGUGAUAGCAAAAGAAUUGUUAAGCAAGAUAAUAUCGCAAAAGGAAAUGAAUAAUGAUAACAAUAUCGUUUCAAACAAGAUGCUGCUCGUAUUCAGUCAUAGCAAUAGGUGCAUCCAAUUUUAUAUAGAAAUCAUUCACAGUCUGUAUACUCUAAAAGACGAUACUUUGAUGACAUGGCUGGAGAAUUUGUCACUUGCACCAAUUGAUUUGAGAUAUAUGUGCAAGCUGAUCUUAUGUGGUAUCUUCCUGCGUAGCAACGAACCACUCGUUGUGCAGAAAACCUGUCAUAUUCUCGUACAAAUAGCGAGAGAGAUCAAUUCCUUCGCGUCGCACGCACUAUCGCUGUUGCUUCAUAAAUUGACAAAAUCUCACGAUAGCUCCACGUUACACUACUUGUUGCUAAGUGUCCCGGAAUUCGUCAUGACCAAGGAAAAUCUGCCAAUUGUCAUUCAUACAUUGGACGCGCUGCUGAACAGUGGCAAGCCAUUGAAAUACUUUGCGAUCCGACUUUACGUAAAGGCGUUAGAGAAGGAACCGCGAUGCUACCGUUUCAUAUCCACCGCUUUGAUGGAUACUAUGGAGAAUGAUCAUACUUGGCAGUCGGAUGUGACGUGCGCUCAUGCGAUAAAGUCCAUUUGCGAGAGCCGGCCUGAACAUAGUGAGGAACUUGUGCCGUUGCUUUCGCAAAUCCUGAAUCGGUGUGUUGAUCUGAACGGCGGAGCAGCCACCGCGCUUGCACUCAACAGCAUCUCGGCUCUAUGCAAGUCGACAGUGAUAGGCAUUUACUCUACCUGGCAAGUGUUAGCGCCAAAAAUGCGCAAGGAGAAGCGCACAGUAGUCCUAAAGAGUCUGUGCGAACUUUUUGCGGGUAUUCCCUCGUAUUUAUUUCGUGCAAGUGAUGACUACGACAAAUUUAUCAUCGAUGUUGUGACACUUUUAUGGAACUACACAGUUUGCGAUGAUACGAGAGUCGCAAAAGCUGCGCUCAAGGCGUUGAAGUCUUACCAUGUGGACCGAAUUCCUCUGAGCGCUUUACCUCUAGACUUCCAAUCGGACAUUGCGGCACCACACGUAUCUAAAAAGACGGAUGAAAGUAGCAAAUCCGAAAACCUGCUACAGCAUAUACCGGGCUUUUAUUGGAUCCAAAUAUUAAAGAAGAUGAACAGAAAUGUUUUAUCAACGGCUGGAGAUCUUCUAAUUUUCUAUAUCGGAAACGAAUUAAACAGUUUCAGAUCACGGAUAUACACUUGGCCACAAGGCGAACCACAAAACUUUAAAUAUCUGCCUGAGAGAAGUGUAAUAAGAGCCGUCGGCGAAUAUUUGAGACGAAACGAUAAGACUGAUCCGGAUAAUCAGAGAAUUAUGGUGGAAUGCUUGCGCAUAUUUGCUUACAAGCACGCGAAGCCAUUGCCGAAUAUAAAGUGGGACUUUUUAAUGGAAACUAUGCAAAUAUCGGACGAGGCUAAAGAGUACAGUCUGUCGAUCGCGAGUCGUCAUUGUCAAACCUCGCUGUCGGCGAAAUUGUUAACGGAAAGUUUCUUAUCCAUGUAUACGUCUGCGUCAGAAGCCGGUCGAUUGUUGCUAAAUGAGAAACAUUUGGUACUUUACUCGAAUCUGGCGGAAUUAUGUCAGACUAUUCAGCCAAGCAACUUGCAAAAGUUUCUCGAAACUUCUCUUCAUUAUGCCAUUGAUCAAAUCUUAGUGAAUAAUGAAAAAUCUGUUUAUUUGUUCAAUCAUAUUAUGUCUUCUUAUGUCAUUGCUUUGAAAGAUAACACGAUACAAAUGGGAAAUCGUACGCUGCUGACCACAAUGUUGGAGGAAAUAUCGGAAAAAGUUGAUUUAACGUCCAAACACUUCGAAAAAUAUUUCGCAGCUGUUAUGGAAUUGUUGACUAAGGAUGUUGAAAAAAUGACGUCGCCUAGCACCUGGUGGGUAAUACCACCAAGGAAACUGGAAACUGCCAUCGCUAUUAGAACCCAAUUAGCUUUUAGAGAACGUACCAACACACCAUUCAUCUGGCUGAAUGAACUUAUUAAUAUGACCGAGUCUAAUCCUAAGAUGCAAAAACAUUUGUUGGAAAGUAUACAAAAAGUGCAGACUGAUUUAAGAUUGGAAAAAUCCUGUGAUCUUGAAUCGCAGAAAGAUUGGAUCUUGGAUUUCAUAAGACACAUUGACGCGCUCAUGGUGGAGACAUCAGACAAAAAAAUCAAUAUAACUAUUUAUUGCGAUAUUUUAUUCAUCUUAGUUAUCUGUUUGUCUGGCAUGGACUGCUUUCUGCCGAAAAAAGAAUUACUAAUUAUUUCGCAAGAUAUUAGAAUGAGAUUGUUUCCACAAGCGAUUUCUGUGCUCAUUGAUCGACAAAUUUGGAAAUCUAUAACACGCCAGAUUAUGAAAUGGUUGAAUCACAUGAGGAGCAGUUCUGUACCUGAUGUGUAUAUACUUGCGUUCCAGAGCGCAUUAAUCUUAUUAAGGCAUGAAGAAGACUAUAAUUCACAAUGGAAAAAUUAUUUAUCAGUCAAGACUUGUAUUCAAAUAUAACUAAAGAGAAAUAUGUUUAUAUGAGAAAUAUUUUUAUAUAAAAAAGGGAAGUUUUCAUGUUGAACCGAUCUACUUAUUUGUAUUACUCAGCCUUGAACAUUAUUAACUCUUACAAUUGUUAUAUUAAAUCUUACAAUUGUAAUGAACAUCUGUAAAUAUACCUGACAUUUUCUAUUUC